AUGACCAUGCCCUACAACUCUUCAGCAUCAUCAUCCCGACAGGCGGUCUUGGCUGCUCUUUCUGACGUCGUCACCGUCAGCCCCAACGCAGAUACCGACGCUCGUUCCGCUGGCUUCUCCAGACACGCCCAUCACCCAUCCUACGAUCCCGAAUCAUCUUAUACCGGCCUUCAACCUCUGCCUCAUUUCGAACCUCCAACCAUGGUCCCCGCCAAGAGCCCAUUCGAAGACCCCAACCUUCCGCCGCCUCCCGCGCUUCCUCCCAAGUCUGGCACUACCAUGGCGCACAAGUUCGCCAACGCCUUCCGCCGGCAGACUUCCGACGACAAGGCCAAGAAGCGCGCCAAGGAUAAGCGCAUGCAGGACGAGAUCAAUAAGACCACCGCCAAAGCGAGCCGCAUGGACAUUAUCGAUCGUCUCGACCUCUCUGGAAUCAACGGGUCCAGCAUGUUCCACCACGACUCGCCAUACGAUGCCUGCACACCACACAUGAACAAGGGGAAGCGCGCUCCCGUCGGUGCGUUCGACCCCAACGUCGACCCCAUGACCGGCCUUCCGCGCAACGCACCAGGCGCUAAGCAGGGCGCCUCCCGCUCCACGGCUCACGAUCAGCUCGCCGCCAACGACACCCCCGUCGAUGAGAAGCGCACCUCCAGACCGGGCGUCAAUGCCAACGGCAGCCGCAGCCGUAGCGCCACUGCUCCUCUCGUUCCCUCGCUCUCCAUGCAUGCCCAAGGCUCCACCGCAGAGCUCCCGCUUGAAGACGAUGAGGUUGACGCUGAUCGCGACGCAGAAGCCGAGCGCAUUUGGCGAAGCCGUCAGGGCUACCACACCCAGCCCUCCAACAUCCCCGACAGCCGCUACGAUGUCUCGAACCCCAACGCCGACGUCUGGGGCGUCAGUGCAGAACCCUGGCAGGACUUUGCUCAACCCAAGGCCGCCGUCCGCUCCUCCCAUCUCAGUCCUUACUCGGCCAAUGGUGGCGAACGCAGCGGCAUCUUGAGCGCUGCAAGCAGUGUGCUCGACAUGGAAGCCAUCAUGACGGGCAAGAAGAAGCCAAGCCGAGGCAAAGAAGAGCUCGCAGCCGGUAGCGCCAGCCCCUUCCCCGAGCCCAACUGGGACGAGAGGUCGUCUGCUGCUGGCGCGUCGUCGGAUGCACCCAAGCGUAGCAAGAGUCUCAUCAAGCGUAUCCGCAGUAUGCGUGAAAACCCCAAUGUGCCACCACCCGAGGAUGGCGUCGAGAUGGGUGUGCGCGACCGUCGCCGUCGAGCAGCUCAACACAAGCACUCGCCCAGCACGCCGCCCCUGCGAUCGGAUUACUCGGCUGCCGGCGCACCGACAUCUUCGACCUAUGACUCGCGUGCUGCAGCUGCUGAUGCUGCCGUAGGCACACCCGUCAACAGUGGCAGCUACGGCCGUCGAAGUGGCCGCAAUGUUGUCACACCCAACGACAGGGAUGUGCUCACACCGCGAGCCAACCAGCGCGCCGAAGACUCCUCUUACUUUCAACAGCAGCAACUCUCGUCUUCGCACGAUUCCAGGACCGGCCGCUCUCCAGCAACUGAGGGUCAAGGUCUGACUAGGAACGGCAGCCUGUUCAACAAGCUCAGAAGGGGCCAGAAGGGUUCGCCUAAGUCGACUGAGCGUCCUGCUGCCUAUGCGUGA
Sporisorium graminicola is the source of this 1665-nucleotide messenger RNA. RefSeq lists its product as uncharacterized. The coding region runs from base 1 to 1665 and encodes 554 amino acids. Lineage: Eukaryota; Fungi; Basidiomycota; Ustilaginomycetes; Ustilaginales; Ustilaginaceae. The transcript is spliced from 3 exons. Gene Ontology annotation, cellular component: cytoplasm. The record is from RefSeq and is a predicted model, not a curated record.